Scheffersomyces stipitis CBS 6054 is the source of this 1725-nucleotide messenger RNA. RefSeq names its product uroporphyrinogen-III C-methyltransferase (gene MET1). Gene Ontology annotation, molecular function: uroporphyrin-III C-methyltransferase activity. Lineage: Eukaryota; Fungi; Ascomycota; Pichiomycetes; Serinales; Debaryomycetaceae. The record is from RefSeq and is a predicted model, not a curated record. Gene Ontology annotation, biological process: sulfate assimilation; siroheme biosynthetic process. The coding region runs from base 1 to 1725 and encodes 574 amino acids. The transcript has a single exon.
AUGACCAACAUUCUAGCCUCCUUAAACUGUAGAGAUGAACACCAUCUCAUCAUAGGAGUUUCCAACGUUGCUACACUCCGGAUAAAUUCCAUCUUGGAUGCAGGUGCCAUUCCUAUACUUUUCACUGAAUCUGGGGAAGUGUCUAAGGUAGAAGAGAGUGAAAAAUUGAAGACAAUAACCGGAAAGUUCGAGUUUGACACUAUAAGGCAAUUACUUAUAUCUGAGGGGAGAGCCGAAGUUGACUUUAUUGUCGAUAGGGUAUUUGUGGCGUUACCGAUGUCUCAAGCUAGAUUGAAGAAGAGCAUAUAUGACUACUGUAAGAAGAACAGAAUACCGAUCAACACUUCUGAUUCGCCUGAUCUCUCUACCUUCACGUUGUUGUCAACAUUUACUUCGGGAGACUUCCAAAUGGGUGUUACCACUUCUGGCAAGGGGUGCAAAUUAGCAUCGAGAAUCAAGAGAGAGUUGACCAAUGCCCUUCCAGCAAAUAUAGGUGAUAUUUGCGACAAGAUCGGCGACUUGAGAAAAAAGAUACAAGAAGAAGAUAAUCUCGAGCUUGAAGACUUGAAAAACAGCGAUCAUUUCCAUUCCAUUGGAGAGCACGACGAGGAUGCCAUCAAUACAAGCAAGUUGAAUGCUUUAGUGGAGGAAUUCAAUAUGACACAAGAACAAAAAAAAUUGCAAAGAACGAGAUGGUUGAGCCAAGUCGUCGAAUACUUCCCGUUGAACACGUUGGGGGAACUAUCGUUGGAUGACUUGACCUCAGCCUUCCAUGAAUACAAAGCUGGCGCUGCCGAAACAGAUGAGCCAGAAAAGAAGAAACAAAAAGUCGUAGAUUCCAAGAAGGGAAGCAUAUCCUUAGUGGGUUCUGGACCUGGGUCAGUUUCUCUUUUAACUAUUGGAGCACUUCAAGCUAUUCAUAAUGCCGAUCUCAUCCUUGCAGACAAAUUAGUUCCACAACAAGUGCUUGACAUCAUUCCAAAGAAGAGAACCAAAUUGUUCAUAGCCAGAAAGUUCCCUGGGAAUGCUGAAAGGGCUCAACAAGAAUUGUUAUCUAUGGGUUUGGAAGCGUUAUUGCGUGGACAAAAGGUGGUCAGAUUGAAACAGGGUGAUCCAUAUAUCUUUGGAAGAGGGGGAGAAGAGUACAAUUACUUCUCUGAAAGAGGAUUUACUCCAGUAGUGUUACCGGGAAUCACUUCUGCCUUAGCAGCUCCUGUAUUGACUAAUAUUCCAGCUACCCACAGAGACGUAGCCGAUCAGGUUUUGAUCUGUACAGGCACCGGUCGUCGUGGAGCUCUUCCAAACUUGCCUGAAUUUGUCAAGUCCAGGACAACAGUCUUUUUAAUGGCAUUACAUAGAGUGGUUGAUUUGAUUCCCAAAUUGAUAGAAAGAGACUGGGACCCAAAAUUGCCAGCAGCAAUUAUAGAAAGAGCUUCGUGUCCGGACCAGCGAAUAGUAAGAACGACUAUUGAGAAUGUAGCCAAAGCUGUUGAAGCCUGUGGAUCCAGGCCCCCAGGAUUGUUGGUUACCGGAUAUGCCUGUGAUGUUAUCUUCAAGCACAAUAGUGAAACAUCCGAACCAUGGGUGAUAGAAGAAGGAUGUGAAACUGCCAACAGCACUCAUUUAGAGCCAUUCUUGAAACUUGUUUCCUCCUAUAAUCCAGAAGACAUCUCCAAACCCAGCAUUCAUCAGACUCCCCCACCUGAGCCAUUAGCUACUAGUUAA